Messenger RNA from Mugil cephalus (flathead mullet), 749 nucleotides. Its product is annotated as urokinase plasminogen activator surface receptor-like. Bases 157 to 621 code for a protein of 154 amino acids. NCBI's taxonomy places the organism in Eukaryota, Metazoa, Chordata, Actinopteri, Mugiliformes, Mugilidae. The record is from RefSeq and is a predicted model, not a curated record. The transcript has 4 exons.
AUCUUAAAUACAGUUUUCAUGGGGAAAAAAAGGGAUUUUUCAGAGUCAGGUUUUGUCACUAUCGGUAAAUAAUGGAGGUGUGGUUUGAAGGAUGAAGCCAGCCCCUUCCCAUGGAAACUAUCAAACUAAAACUCACUUGUACCCCACCAUCACAACAUGUAUCUCGUCACUCUGAUCCUUGGGAUUGUGCUUCUCCCUGAAGCCCGUACCCUGAGAUGUUAUGAGUGCACAUCAGAACAGACUGGAACCUGCACUGAAACAACAACACAAUGCCCUUCAGAGAAGUAUCAGUGUGCUGCACUAAGACUUGUGUCUUAUACAGGUAGUUCAGAAGUGUCGAAUCUCUUUGGAAAAUCAUGUGCUUUGCCUGAGGAGUGUGACCAGCACUCAAUCAACUAUGGAGUCUCUAGAACCAUAGUUACCAGCAAGUGUUGCAGCACCGACCUCUGUAACACCCAACCUGCCCCAGAGCCCAGUAAAACCAAUCCAAAUGGUAGAAAGUGUUUCACUUGUGACGGACAAACAUGCACCAAAACUCUAAACUGCCAUGGGAAUGAGGACCGCUGCAUCUCAACAACAGGUAGCAUGACUUCUGUAUUAAAUUUCAUGUUCUACAUGUAGACUAGGAAUUGGUUACAGAUUCUGGUGUUAAAACCAGGGGUGGGUUGGCCAUAGGCAGGUUCGGGAGGAUUCCACGGUUGUUUUCCUGUUAAAAAAAAAAAAAAAAGGGGGCAAGGAAGGAAGAGGAG